Messenger RNA from Perca fluviatilis (European perch), 2188 nucleotides. It is a transcript of the gene clip3, whose product is annotated as CAP-GLY domain containing linker protein 3. Lineage: Eukaryota; Metazoa; Chordata; Actinopteri; Perciformes; Percidae. The transcript is spliced from 15 exons. Gene Ontology annotation, cellular component: microtubule plus-end; cytoplasm; nucleus. Gene Ontology annotation, molecular function: microtubule plus-end binding. The record is from RefSeq and is a predicted model, not a curated record. The coding region runs from base 128 to 2038 and encodes 636 amino acids. Gene Ontology annotation, biological process: cytoplasmic microtubule organization.
GAGAGAGAGAGAGAGAGAGAGAGAGAGAGAGAGAGAGAGAGAGAGCGUCAGUGUUGUUCGUGCAGUGGACCAGAGAAGAGAGAGACUCAUCACAGAGGAACCAGCGGCUUGUUUUCAGGCCCUCACCAUGACUAAAGAGGAGAACCUGGAGGUGCAGGAGAAGGAGAGGCACGACCGCGAGGAGGAGCAGGAGGAGGACCGCGUCCAAAAGGAGGAGGCUCUGACGGAGGAGGAGGAGGAGGAGGAGGAAGAGGAGGAAUAUGAGCAGGAAGGAGAGAAGGAAGGAGAGGACAGAGCCGAGGUGGAGGAGGUGGAGGAGGACGAGGCGGAGAGAGAGGAAGAGGAGGCUCCACCGUCCGGCGAGCCCGAGCCAGAGCCGGAGCCUGAGCCCGAGCCCCUGUCGGUGUCCGAGUACCAGAGUCCGGUUCACGAGCCCCGACGCAGACCUAUGGUGCACCCCUCCGCCCAGGCGCCGCUGCCCAAAGACUACACUUUCACCUUCUUCGACCCCAAUGACCCGGCUUGUUUGGAGAUCCUGAUGGAUCCUCAGACCACCAUCCCCGAGCUGUUCGCCAUCGUGCGCCAAUGGGUUCCCCAGGUGCAGCACAAGAUCGACAUCAUCGGCAAAGAGAUCCUGAAGCGUGGUUGCCAUGUGAACGACCGCGACGGUUUGACGGACAUGACGCUGCUUCACUACAGCUGCAAGGCCGGAGCGCACGGCGUCGGCGACCCCGCGGCCGCGCUGCGUCUCAGCAGUCAGCUGAUCGCUCUGGGCGCCGAUGUGAGUCUGAGGAGCCGCUGGACCAACAUGAACGCGCUGCACUACGCCGCCUACUUUGAUGUCCCGGAACUGAUCCGGGUCCUGCUCAAAGGCACCAAACCCAGAGUGCUGAACUCCACCUGCAGUGAUUUCCACUACGGCACGGCGCUGCACAUCGCCGCCUCCAACCUCUGCCUGGGAGCCGUCAAGUGUCUGCUCGAGCACGGCGCCAGCCCCAUCGUCAGGAACGAUAAGGGCCAGGUCCCCGGCGAGGUAGUUCCUGACCCGAUGGACAUGAGUCUGGACAAGGCGGAGGCCGCCAUGGUGGCCAAAGAGCUGAAGCAGCUGCUGCUGGACGCGGUGCCUCUGAGCUGCAACCUUCCCCGAGCCACGCUGGCCAACUACGACAACAUCCCCGGAAACCUGAUGCUGACCUCGCUGGGGCUGAAGCUCGGCGAGCGCGUCAUGGUGGACGAGAUGAAGCUCCAGAGAGACCAGGGCAGAGAUGACAGCCCGGCUGCAAAGCUCCAACAGCCCGGCACUCUGAGGUUUUGUGGCACCACGGAGUUCGCCAGCGGUCAGUGGGUUGGCGUGGAGCUGGACGAGCCCGAGGGGAAGAACGACGGCAGCGUGGGUGGAGUCCGCUACUUCAUCUGCCCUCCGAAACUAGGGAUAUUUGCCCCGGUGUCAAAGAUUUCCAAAGCUGUGGAUCAGGCGCCUUCAUCGGUCACCUCGACCCCGCGGACGCCCCGCAUGGACCUGGCCUCCCGCCUCGCCGGGAAGACCAAGAAGGAGAAAGAGAAGAAGGAGAAGCAGAGAGAGAAAGCUCAAAAGAAAAAGACGUCAGUCGCCAGUCUGGACCCGGAGGGACUGAACGUGGAGGUUGGAGACCAGGUUCUGGUGGCCGGACAGAAACACGGCAUCGUCCGCUUCUACGGAAAGACAGACUUUGCUCCAGGUUACUGGUUUGGUAUCGAGCUGGAUCAGGCGACGGGGAAACACGACGGCUCGGUGUUUGGAGUCCGCUACUUCAGCUGCCUGCCCAAAUAUGGAGUGUUUGCUCCACCGUCCCGGGUUCAGAGAAUCGGAGGCCCUAAAGAAGGCACACAGAACAACAACUCCAUGGUGAAGAAAGUCCACCAAGUCACCAUGUCACAGCCGAAGCGUAACUUCAACGCGAAGCGUUCGCCCAAAGACCUGACCUCCGAGAGCUCCAUAUCCAGGCUGCUGUUCUGCUGUUGGUUUCCGUGGAUGCUGCGUGCUGAGAUGCAGUCCUAACCACGCCCUCCUCCUUCCUCCUCUACUUCUCCACCAGAUCAAUCUCUCCGCUCUACUUUCUCUUCAUCUCUCACUUCUUUUGCUUUUGGUCUCUUCAGACGUUCACUGUCGUCAGUCAGACUUCUCGUAGUGAAACCCCCGUCCCUCUAC